Messenger RNA from Strongylocentrotus purpuratus (purple sea urchin), 2812 nucleotides. RefSeq names its product S1 RNA-binding domain-containing protein 1 (gene srbd1). Lineage: Eukaryota; Metazoa; Echinodermata; Echinoidea; Camarodonta; Strongylocentrotidae. Gene Ontology annotation, molecular function: mRNA binding; structural constituent of ribosome. The record is from RefSeq and is a predicted model, not a curated record. The coding region runs from base 87 to 2582 and encodes 831 amino acids. The transcript is spliced from 19 exons. Gene Ontology annotation, biological process: nucleobase-containing compound metabolic process; translation.
UAACUUUAACUUUAACUCGACUCCGGCGUAAACCUCACAAUCGACUAAAUCUAGGCCAGUAUAAGGAUUGCUUAGCUUACCAUGAGAUGGCAAAGUCAAGAAGAAGAUCUCUGAGAAUAUCGCUCACACCAUGUUCACUUGAUGUUUCGUCCGAUGAGGAAGACCUGAAUGAACUGUCUUUCUAUGAUGGCCCUCCCUGGCAUCCUCCAAAUGUCAUAUGUGAUCAGCUUAAUGAAUCAGGAAUCAGGAGCAACGGUAACCCUGUCCAACCAAGAAUUGUGGAAAAUGUAGUGAAGCUCCUUGAAGAGGAAUGUACUGUGCCUUUCAUUGCUCGCUAUCGGAAGGAACAGACAGGCAACAUGGAGGCAGCUGUUAUCAGAGAGAUCAAAUCAUCACUGGAAGAACUCAAGGUUGUCCAAGAGAAAACUAAGUCUCACCUGGGAAAACUUGGAAAGGAGAAGAAACUGACCAAGGAACUAAGAGAAUCCUUCUGCAAUUCACACAGCAUGAUAGAGCUUGAGCAACUGUUUGCUCCAUUCAAGGCUGGAAGUAAGACCACAUUGGCAGAGAGAGCAAGAAGAACUGGUUUGGAGCCCGCCGCAGAGAAGCUUCUAGGAGAGACAGCAGGUCUAUUCAACAUACAGAGCUUCAUCCAUCCAGACACAGAAGGUUGUAGGACAGCUGCUGAGGUGGAGAAGGGAGUGCAGCAUAUCAUAGCAGAGGUAGUGUCUAAGGAUAAGACAACAGUAGACUAUCUCAGAUCUUGUGUGAAAGAUAUGAAAGAUCAGAUCUUCCUGAGUGUAAGCAAGGCUGGGCAGGCCAGGAAGAAGACUAAAAAGGAACAGCAAGUGGACUAUGAGAAAUUCCAAACUUAUUUUGAUGGAAAGUUUUCCAUCAACACAAUCAAACCACACCAGGUGUUGGCGAUAAAUAGAGGUGAAGAGUUUAAAGCACUAACUGUUAAAGUCACUCUACCUGAUAGGCUUACAAAGCAGUUCAUCAACUGGUGUAAAGCAAAAUGGUGCUCCCAUACACAACCCAACUCCUACUCCAGUAAAAUCAUGUGUAUGGCAGUAGACGAUGCAUAUAAUCGCCUCAUGUCACCCAUGAUCCUCAGAGAGAUAAGGUCCACAUUGAAUAAGACAGCAGAGAAGGCAUCCAUAGAAGUGUUCACCCAAAAUCUUCAUCGUCUCCUCCUAACACCCCCGGUCAAAGGUCGGGUCAUCCUGGGCGUUGACCCUGGAUUCAAGAAUGGCUGCAAGCUAGCCAUGAUAUCAGCCACAGGGGAGAUCUUAACAACUAGUGUGAGCUUAAUGCAUACAGGCAACAAAUACUAUGAGAGAAACAAAAUGAUUGACCUCAUCCAGACAUUCAAGUGUGAAACCAUUGGUAUAGGCAAUGGAACAGCAUGUCGUGAAACUGAGGAGUUCUUUUCAGAGGUCAUCAGGUCUGGUUCAUUACAACCACUUCAUGUCCAAUAUUGCAUUGUGAAUGAAGAUGGGGCUUCAAUCUACAGUGUGUCACCUGAAGCUGAGAAAGAGAUGCCAAACUUAGAUCCAAACAUUAGGAGUGCAGUAUCAAUUGCUAGAAGACUUCAGGACCCUCUAGCUGAACUUGUCAAGAUUGACCCCAAACACAUUGGUGUUGGCAUGUACCAGCAUGAUGUACCAGAAAGAUUACUGAAGGCAGCAUUAGGAGAUGUGGUAGAGGAAAGUGUCAGUUUUGUUGGAGUGGAUCUCAAUAUAUGUUCGGAAGUUCUGCUCAAAUGGGUAUCAGGCAUAUCUGCAUGUCUUGCUAAGAAGAUAAUAUCUCAUCGUCAGAGGUUUGGAGCAUUCAUCAAUCGUCAGAUGCUGCUAGAUGUGAAAGGCCUAGGACCAAAGACCUUCAAACAGUGUGCUGGGUUUGUGAGAAUCAAUCCCACUGGUGGUGCUGAGGAUACAAACUUAGAUGAAGUAAUAGUCAUAUCGACUAGUGAAGAUGAAGUGGAUGUGAAACCAUUAAAAAGAAAACGAGCCAAGACUACUGCAGGUCCAUCUAAGAGAAGAAAGAAAUCCGAUGAACAAGAACCUCUUGAUUCUACAUGGAUACAUCCAGAAGCGUAUGAAGAAACAAGGCAGCUGUUGAAGAUGGCCUUUGCGAGUGGCAGAGAUAUUGGCAGUGAAAGCAUCAGGGGUAAACUGGACAAUCUGAUUAAGUCAAGAGGUAAUGCUUCCCUAGCAGGAAGCAUCGGGGUAGGUGAGCCCACGUUAGACUUGAUCAUCAAUGGACUCAAACAACCAACAAACUAUGACAUUCGAGUUGAAUUUGAUAAGCCACUCUUCAAGCAGAACAUCAUGUCCAUAGAUCAGAUCAUCCCAGGUAUGCAACUCACUGGACGCGUGACCAAUGCAGUACACUUUGGCGUGUUUGUGGACAUUGGUGUAAAAGACAAAGGCUUGUGCCAUAGGAGUCACAUGUUACAUCAUAUCUUGAAGGGGAAGGUGUUAGGACCGGGAGAUAAAGUAGAGGUGGUGGUGAUAAGCAAGAGGCUGACAGAUAGCGGAAAGUGGAAUUUUAGCUUGAGGCUUGUAGGUGUAAGCUGAAGGGCUUUUUCUGUCUGCCUUUGUGUGUAUGUGUGUCUGUCUGUCUCUCUGUCACUGUCUGUCAUAAUCUGUUUUUCUGUCCCUAUUUGUUUCUCUUUUUAUCAGUUGCUAUCUCUUAUUUUGACUCCUCUGACUCAUUUGUUUUUGUUGUUGUUGAGUCAAGUAGAGAUAUAUAUCAGAGUUAUUACUAGAAUAGUACCUCUCUGGAAGGUCCAAAUUUACCCCCCCCC